GUUAUCCGGCUCUUAUCCCCUCUCCUCCCCACCCACCCAGCCGCUCCGCUCCUCCCCACCAUGGCGGCCCUCCGCCCCCGUGCCGCCGCCGCCGACUGCGGCGUGCCGCGGCCGGUCUACGUCCGCCGCCGCGGCUCUUCCUCGACGCGAGGACCCUUGUUGCCCUUCCGCUGGAAGCUGAAGGGAAGUAUGUUGAAUUGGAAAUCUAAGUGCAGUACCAGAAGUCUACUGACUACAGUUGCUGGUGCAAAGCCUGAUGAGUCUGAAUUUGAAAGUGUUGAUGCACCCCUUGAACCCCAAACGUGGGAAGGAAGCUUCUUGUGUGGUUUGUUAAAGAACCAGCCACAAGUACUCCCAGUUGCCGCAGCAAAGCAGCUUCAAGAGCUGUCUAGUCAAAGAAAGGACACAUUGAUCCGCUGGGAACAUAGUAUUGGUUCCCCUGAGGACUGCCUUCACAGGCGGAUUGCUGAAAUGAAGGACCAAGAGUGCCAGACUGCUAUUGAAGAUAUCAUGUACACUUUGAUUGUUUAUAAAUUUUUCAAGAUUGAAGUUCCAUUGGUUCCAAAUCUAUCAAAGCUAAUCAGCAAUAGAAGGCUACAAAUAUGGCCAACAAGAGAGACAGAACUGGAAUCAAUUCAUGGACCUGAAACACUAGGUUUAAUUAGGGAGCACUUGACCAGUAUUAUCAGAUGGGUACACAGAAAUGGUCCCAAGAUCAAUCACUCAACACUUCGAAUCAAAAGACUGCAAUUUAGUCGGAUUUAUUCUGCUUCAAUAAUGUAUGGAUACUUUCUCAAAUCUGUCACUACAAGGCAUCGUCUGGAGCUUAUUCUUGCUCGGUCACAAGAAUUUUGCCCACCAAUUCAGUUUCUUAGUGCACAAUUUAAUAUUACCCAGAAACAAGAACAGGAAGAGGCCAUUGGAGGUUCCACAGAAAUGUCGUCUUCCUCAAAACCAAGUUCAGUUGUUGAUCUGCGUGACUUGAAGAGUUACAUGAUGGGCUUUGACCCAAAGACAUUGGAGUUGUGUGCAAGGCUGCGCUCAUGUGAAGCUUCGAAUCUCAUUGAAAAGCACAGUUGGGCACUGUUCAGAGGAAGCAUGAAAGAUUUCCUGGAGCCUGACGAGGCAGUCAUACUUGAUCCAUCAUCCCUAAAAAGAUUGCUGCUUGAAGCCAUUGCAUUUGGCUCCUUUCUUUGGGAUGUUGAGGAUUACGUCGACGAGAUUUACAAGUUGCAUGACAGCUGAAAAAUGAUUUGCAGGAAAUUCCUGAAGCCUUGUAAAUAUUCCUGAAUCUUGUAUAUAUGAUUAGAGAUUCAGCUUUUUGUCCAUGUAAAUCUUCCUAUCAAAAUCAUGUAGGUUCAAGCAUGCCAGAUUGCCAGGGUGCUGAAUGGCCGCCGUAAUUUCUUAUACAAUGGUUUUGGUACAAUGUCUAGAGCCA
This is a messenger RNA of Oryza brachyantha (malo sina), 1438 nucleotides long. Its product is annotated as UV-B-induced protein At3g17800, chloroplastic-like. Lineage: Eukaryota; Viridiplantae; Streptophyta; Magnoliopsida; Poales; Poaceae. Bases 61 to 1245 code for a protein of 394 amino acids. The transcript is spliced from 3 exons. The record is from RefSeq and is a predicted model, not a curated record.